Trachymyrmex cornetzi is the source of this 1350-nucleotide messenger RNA. Its product is annotated as venom serine protease-like. Gene Ontology annotation, molecular function: serine-type endopeptidase activity. The record is from RefSeq and is a predicted model, not a curated record. Gene Ontology annotation, biological process: proteolysis. Lineage: Eukaryota; Metazoa; Arthropoda; Insecta; Hymenoptera; Formicidae. The transcript is spliced from 8 exons. Bases 152 to 1294 code for a protein of 380 amino acids.
UAUAGAACAGUCGACCUACGUUCAUUGCAAGAAACAAGUUCUUUACGCUUUUUGUCAGUAAAACAUUUGCGAUACUUACGCAUUAUACGGUGCAAGUCACUAUAUUGAUCAUUUACGAAAAUUACUUGCUACGAUAAAUUAGUGCAUCCUGAUGAUGGAGUUUCGUUGGAAGUUCUAUGAGAAUAUAAAAGAAGUCAAGGUUUUAUUCGGCUUGGUGCUGUCUCUUUUGGUGCUAAAUGGAGUUGAACCUAAUUGUAACGAGGUUUUGUAUUUAGAAGAGGGACAAACGUAUCAACUAUAUAACUAUCCGAAAGAAAACAAUUGCACUUGGCAAUUUUACAGCCCCAUUAGUUUCGAAGCAACUUGUUAUAUUGAUAUAGACUGUAAUGAAAAUGGACUUCGUGUUAAUGAUGAACGUUCUACAUUUAUCUUCUGUGGUACUAAUCCAUUUGCUUUCGAAGGAUUUAAUUCAUUUAUUACUAUAACAUUUGUCUCGCCAUUUAAUCCAGGUCAAUUUAUGUGUGAAAUUGAAACUGAAAUUGAAACCUCCUGUCAGUGUGGUAAGAAAAAAGUGACUAGAAUAGUAGGCGGUGAGGAAACUGAUGUAAAUGAAUUUCCUUGUAUGGUAGGAUUUGUUAACAUACGUACAGAUCCUAAUAUAAUUUACUGUGGUGGUACUAUAAUAUCUGAACGUCAUAUACUAACAGCAGCGCAUUGCGUACACAACAUAACGAUUAAUGAGACUGUCGUAGAUAUUGGCGAACAUGAUACAAGCACAGGUCAUGAUACCAAUGCAACCGAGAUAUAUAAGCUAAACAAAUGUAUGAUUCAUCCUUACUAUGAUAUGAAAGAGACCGAUAAUGAUAUAGCUAUUUGUGAGACUGCUAAAAGCAUCAAAUAUAGCGCUGAGGUUGGUCCGGUAUGCUUACCAUUUAAGCAUAAAAACGACUCGUUCAUUGAUGAAAGCGUCACUGCGUUGGGCUGGGGUUUACUGGAAUUUCUCGGCGAGAAACCCGUUACGCUCCAAAAAGUAAAUUUAACUGCAGUAUUAUGUGAAAAAUACUCAAAUAGUAAAAUAUGUACUUUUGCUCCGGGAAAGGAUACGUGUCAGAUGGAUAGUGGCGGACCUGUUUUAUGGCAAGAUUCUAUCACACAUAAUUUAGUAUUGAUUGGUAUUAUAAGUAAAGGUAUCGGCUGUGCUUCAGGUGAACCUGGUAUAAACACACGUGUAGGUACUUAUAUCGACUGGAUAGAAUCUGUAACUCAAGGCGUACAAUAUUGCAAAAUUGAAUGAGCCUUGCAUGGUUAAAAAUAAGAACCGUUUUAAAAGAUUAUGGACCUCUGCUGACG